Molecule: messenger RNA, 1021 nt
Organism: Hibiscus syriacus
Lineage: Eukaryota; Viridiplantae; Streptophyta; Magnoliopsida; Malvales; Malvaceae
Product: ethylene-responsive transcription factor ERF109-like
Exons: 1
Coding region: 32-838 (268 amino acids)
Biological process (GO): ethylene-activated signaling pathway; regulation of DNA-templated transcription
Molecular function (GO): DNA-binding transcription factor activity; DNA binding
Source: RefSeq, a predicted model, not a curated record
AGACAAACUCACUACAAAUAUACAGAAGCCCAUGAAAAGACAGAAACUUAGCUCAGCUCCCUCAUCAUCGGUUCCGCCGCCGCCACCACCACAGAUUCACCGUCUUUCUCCUGAACACGAACUCUCCGUCAUGGUCUCCGCCCUGAGAAACGUCAUAACCGGCAUCACCCCCUCCUCCUCCGCCGCCUCCGUCGAUAUUCCAUCCGGUUUGUGUUCCUUUAUGACUUCCACUCCCGCCGGUCCUGUUGAUAGUGGGAGCGUGUUAUUUCAAACGAGUGAAGUUAUGGAUAAGUGCCACGUGUGCAAUUUUGACGGCUGCUUGGGGUGCAAUCUUUUCCCGCCAAGUCAGCAGGAAGAACAAAAGGGUACAACGACGACGACGACGACUAUUAGUAAAACAAAACGAGUAAAGAAAAACUACAGGGGAGUUAGGCAAAGGCCGUGGGGAAAAUGGGCGGCGGAGAUUCGAGAUCCGAAACGCGCAACCAGGGUCUGGCUCGGAACAUUCAACACGGCGGAGGAAGCUGCUCGGGCUUACGAUAAAGCAGCCAUCGAUUUCCGCGGACCAAGAGCUAAACUUAACUUCCCAUUCCCGGCAACCUACGGCAAUGACGAAGUAACAACAACAGCAGCAGCGACAACUGUAGAUGUCUCCGAUCAAGAAAAUAGCCGAUGGAUGAAUUUUAACACGGGAAGGGACACGGAAAUGAGAGUGGGGACGGAGUUUUUGGAUGGAAUGGGGCAAGAUGAGAUUCAACAUUGGAUGAUGAUGAUGACGACGGAUUUUGAUUGGGACAAUAAUUCCUCGGAUUCUGCUACGACUCUGGGACUUGAUUAAUGAACAGUCGAAAUUAUUGUUUUGCUGCUUUCAUUUUUUUUAACUAUUUCUUGCUCGUCAUUGCUUCCGUUAAAAAUGGAAAGUAAAAGGCUAUUUCUUGCUGUAUUAGUUGCAGGAAAGGGUUCAUCAAUGAAGCAACUGUACAAUCGUUCUUCAAAUAAUUCAAAUGGCAUAUAUUUCCCG